AUGAAAACAUCGAAAUAUUACAGGAAUCGGGUAAAGGAAGCGAUUGAGGAAUUCGAUUAUUUUUCUCAUUACGGAAAACAUGGCUCAUUAUCGGGUGCAGCAUUUCUUGUGCUUCUGGCAGCUUUCAAAAAGAAUGACGAAUUAUUUCACAAAGCAGUAGAAAUCAUCAAUGGAAAUAUAGAAAGUCGUCUGCAACAAAUCUGUAUUUUGGGUUGCGUGUAUCUCAUUGAAGGAUUUCAUAUACAAUUCGUGGACUUUCUAAGGAAACACGACUACAAUAUAUCAACAGAAGACGUUGAAUUCAUAUGUAAUGUGGCGCGCAAAUGUAAAGAGCCUGCUAUUUUGGAAUCGUUUGUGAGUACUCAUGAAUUAUUCAAAUUGACUGAUAAAUCAAGAGCUCGAAUAUAUGAAAGCUUGAUCGAAAUUCAUGGAAAAGCCAACAAUUUGACCGGCUUAUUGAAAAUAUGGGAACGACUAGUUGCGGAGAAGAAUUUGAAUAAUUUCCGAGUUGUGAUACUAAAACUUGGCCACUUCUAUAAAUGCAAUAAUUUCUCAAUUCCCACUGAUAUGCAGUAUUAUUUGAGACAGUACAGAGAAUAA
This is a messenger RNA of Acanthocheilonema viteae, 600 nucleotides long. The record is from the annotation of a GenBank genome assembly. Lineage: Eukaryota; Metazoa; Nematoda; Chromadorea; Rhabditida; Onchocercidae.